AUGGCCCGACUGAGCCUACACUGGGGCUUGGGGGCAACUGGGUCUGGCGCAGCGGCAGGUCGCUGGCGUCGUGGUGUUAGCGACCCCAACGCACUCGUCUUCGGGGCUUCCUCUCCACACCACCUCCCAGAGCCAGCACCACCACACUCCCCCAGCGGCGGUACACAUCGCAACCCCCCAGUAGAGCCGGGUUGGCUUCGCAUACACUACAACUGGUAUACUCGCUAUUCGAUUACCCUCCCCCCGACCGCUCUUCGUCCCGAAGCCCUUGCGACACCGGCAGUAUCGGUCCGUCGCCCACGUCUAUACACAAACAGCGUCUCUACAAGGGUUAUAGAACCAGACCAGGACAUCGGGAGCCGCGACAUGCAAGCCUCCCACCUCGCUGCGCAGCCUCGGGUGUCGAGCGCAAGAUCCACGGAGAGCGUCGAAGGCCGUGCUGCGGGCCCCCACCACAACUCAAGGCAUUCGGUCCCAGACUACGAUAUGCUCGCACAGGAACGUGACUCGGGCAUGAUGGACGUCUAUCCUAGCACGGAGACCGUCUCGGCGCACGAUUCCCUGUCGCCCUCCAAGCAGGUGCCCUCCAAGCAGGUCAGCUUCGAGCUCCUGCUCCCCCAGUCCCCUCAGCACCGGGCUAGACUACCAAUGAGGGUGAACAUCUUCCCUCACGAUUCGACUGAUUCUAUCAUCACAACGGUCAAGAACUUCUACGGGCUGUAUGAGCGCAGGGGCGUCAUCUUCGAGGACAACCACGGGAACAUCCUUAUUGCGAGGUAUGAGAACUUCGACCACGGCAUGAUCGUCUAUGUCCGAGUAUCAGCAGAAGACCUUGACGCCGACGACUACUCCCCUGCUCCACGACAGCUGACUGUGUCUCCUCGACAUUCUCGUCACCUUCUGGAAGACGGCUUCCAGAUGCUCCCUCCCACAGCCAAUCAGCAACUGGGCUCGAGAGCAGGGUCCCGCUCUGGCCGUCAAAGCCAGUCUCCACACCCUCGUGGUAGGAGGAGUGUCUCGGCCGCGACGCACUCUCGUCGCAACCGCCCAACUCUCAAGAGUCGUGGGAAUAGCUCCCACGGCAGCUUCGCUGAACGUCAUGGAGAGUACAGUGACAGCGACGGAGAGGGCUCCGUGACCAGCUCGCGCCGCUCUCGAAAGGAGCCUUUAGCAAGCGCUGAUAUCAGUGUCGACAACAUUGUCGAAGGUGGUCGUCGCAAGCGAGCGAAGUUUGACAGCUCGCUCCUUGCUCAGGAGCUCCCUCUUUUCGUUCCUCCUCAGGUCCCUAUGGCCAACUCCAUUUCGUCCGUUUCCCCUCAGCGCCGAAUCAGCGGCAACAUGGCUGGUUCACCAUACUCCACAAACCAGCAGACGUUCUCGUACGCUCACCCGCUGCCUUCGCCACAGAGUUACGGGCCGGGCGACAGCUCGUACAUAUCGAAUGGACUCAUCACGCCGUACUCGAUGUCCAGUGGCACAGCAGGGUACAAGCCGCGCCAGUACACGCACCGCUACUCUAACAGUGGUGGAGUUUUGCCAACCCCUGAGCACACCUUGAGCGUCAUUUCCGACGAAGAUGUUGCCCGCCAACUCAUGCGUUUGGGAGACGCCUCCAACUUCUCUACUCACGGCCGUACAUCUACUUCCACUCUGGACGACACCUUCAGUGGCAAGGCAGAUGCUGCUUCCUCUAGCGAUGAGAGUGACGAGGGCAGUCACAAUGGCAGCGAGCUCCCUCCUCUACCAUACACGAUGGAGCGGGCAAACAACGCUGUCCAUGCUUACGACAACGCAUUCAGCAGUGGCGAUGAGUACGACGACAACAACGACUCGUUCAAAGGCGAGAGCGACGAGAUUUCGCCUGAUCAGCAGAACGAUGUCCGUGUCCAGUUUGGGGCACCAAAGGCCCAUUCUUCAGUCUCAAACAAAUUUGGCAAGCCUACAAAGCCACGCUCGCUGUCUUCCAAGUCAAAGUCAAAGAACAACGGUAACAGCAAGCCGCCAAUGUCUCCAACCUCGCUGCCUUCUCAAUCGCGCAAGGCUUCAACUGCCUCAAUCAACUUCCAGCAUCAAUUCGGUGCUGAUGACGAGGACCUCUCGUCCAAGCCACGCUGCCAACGAUGCCGUAAAAGCAAGAAGGGCUGUGAUCGUCAGAGACCUUGCCAGCGUUGCAAGGAUGCUGGCAUUGGUGUUGAGGGCUGCCUCAGCGAGGACGAAGGCAACGGUCGCAAGGGGCGUUAUGGACGCCACAUGGGAGUGUCCGUCAAGACGACUCCAGCUUCAACCUCCAUGGGCCCGCCACCUGUGCAUGAGCAUCACAGCAUGCCCAUCGACGCUUCGCACUUUGCACUCACAGCCAGCGCGCUCGACAAGAGCAAGAAGCGCAAGAGGUGA
Messenger RNA from Boeremia exigua, 2394 nucleotides. RefSeq lists its product as uncharacterized. The transcript has 5 exons. The record is from RefSeq and is a predicted model, not a curated record. NCBI's taxonomy places the organism in Eukaryota, Fungi, Ascomycota, Dothideomycetes, Pleosporales, Didymellaceae. The coding region runs from base 1 to 2394 and encodes 797 amino acids. Gene Ontology annotation, biological process: regulation of DNA-templated transcription. Gene Ontology annotation, molecular function: zinc ion binding; DNA-binding transcription factor activity, RNA polymerase II-specific.